Eruca vesicaria subsp. sativa (arugula) is the source of this 1100-nucleotide messenger RNA. The record is from the annotation of a GenBank genome assembly. NCBI's taxonomy places the organism in Eukaryota, Viridiplantae, Streptophyta, Magnoliopsida, Brassicales, Brassicaceae.
UAGAGAUUCACAUAUACCAAACUUUAAUCCUUGACUUCGACGAAGAAACAAAGUUUUAAACCAUUCAAAUCUGACACCCUUAAUUAAUGCAAAUGAAUUGUGUUUAUAUACAUAUCACAAAAACUAGCCCGGAACACAUAUUCAUUGUUCAAUACUAUGAAAUUAGCCAAACUCUGGGUGGGUUUAAGAAGUUGUUUAGGUAGCGGCCCAUUGGGCUUUAUAAUAUCAAUAUGCCCAUUAGGGUUUCUGUAUACACUCAUUUAUAAACACAACAAGGAACCCUAAACUCCUUCCUGAUUCCACCGCACGGCCUCCCUCGAGACGAAAAUGGGUGCCUUCAGGUUUCACCAGUACCAGGUUGUCGGAAGAGCUCUCCCGACAGAGAAAGAUGUCCAACCCAAGAUUUACCGUAUGAAACUCUGGGCCACCAACGAGGUCCGUGCCAAGUCCAAGUUCUGGUACUUCUUGAGGAAGCUCAAGAAGGUCAAGAAGAGUAACGGUCAGAUGCUCGCCAUCAACGAGAUCUUUGAGAAGAACCCGACAACAAUCAAGAACUUUGGAAUCUGGUUAAGGUACCAGAGCAGAACUGGUUACCACAACAUGUACAAGGAGUUCCGUGACACCACCUUAAACGGUGCCGUUGAGCAGAUGUACACUGAGAUGGCGUCACGUCACCGUGUCAGGUUCCCUUGUAUUCAGAUCAUCAAGACAGCUACUGUCCCAGCGGCGUUGUGCAAGAGAGAGAGCACGAAGCAGUUUCACAAUAGCAAGAUCAAGUUCCCUUUGGUCUACAGGAAGGUUAGACCUCCCACCCGGAAGCUCAAGACCACUUACAAGGCCUCAAAGCCCAACUUGUUCAUGUAAUUGGGUCUCUCUGAUCGUGUGAUGAAGUUGUCCUAUCUGCUGCUUUCUUUUUCUGAGGAUAUUUUUGUUUAUUUUAGGCGUUUCCAUGGAUCUCUAAACUCGACCUUUUUUGGAUUUUGUGGUUUUUUAUUUCUUCUUGCUUAUGAAAAACACUUCUUGUUUCUCAAAUUAAAAUCUUUGAAUUUCCUUAUUUUAAAUUGUUUAUUAAACAUUUAACCAAUGGCUCACACUAUCAG